AUGAGUAAAAAGUGUUACCGAUCGUUUCUUUUAGACCUUGCAAACGUCUACCUUGGUCUGAAACCCUCGCUUCUCUUCGAUUACGCGGUCAUUGAUGCAACGAACGCAAGCAUUUUGAUCGAUGCCCUGGUUUCAGACAGUGUUGUUCCUUAUGCGUUGGACGUUCUUCGAGUUGGCGACGACACAUUCUUCGCUGACUUGAGAUAUUUGGUGAGUCAUUUAAAGACAUCUGUGGAGCGAGAAGAGCUUAUUUUAAUCGACGUUUCAGGAACAUUGUCAGAGCCUCGUAUGUUGGAAUCAGAUGCUUCGAAAAGCGUUUACAAACAGUUCUCUGAGAUUGUGAACAUUUUAGAUCAGAAAUUAGGAAAUCAGCGUUCGAACGAAACGCGAAGAGACAAUGCCAUUAAAAAAUCAGAGGUGAUAGAUUUAAAUAGUUGUAAUAUUAACGAUAGCAUGUGGUGUAUUCCUUGUGUUUUCGGCUUUCUUCUUGGUUAUCCAGUAAUUUACUGGUGCAACGAUCAGGAUACGUAUAUUAAUUGCAAUUGCCUCAGCAUGCUACCACUCAAUCGUUACACUGUGACUGUAAAAGAAUCAUUUUUGAUCCAUUCUUGGUUGAUGAAACAUAAUAAUGGACUUAUUCAAGCUUUAGGCAGAGGUACAAAAAGCUGCAGUGAACACGCUCUGUUUUCAUUCUCUGCCCCAGUAGCCCUCGAAUCUUGCUAUGAAUCAGAAGUUGAAGGGUGGAAGAAGAGAAUAAGGGAACCUGGAACUAGUGAGCACCUAAAGGUUCAGAAAACAGUAGUUACAUUACCUCAUCUGGCUUUGUAA
Pocillopora meandrina is the source of this 828-nucleotide messenger RNA. NCBI's taxonomy places the organism in Eukaryota, Metazoa, Cnidaria, Anthozoa, Scleractinia, Pocilloporidae. The record is from the annotation of a GenBank genome assembly.